This is a messenger RNA of Schistocerca americana (American grasshopper), 810 nucleotides long. RefSeq names its product proline-rich protein 2-like. The record is from RefSeq and is a predicted model, not a curated record. Bases 1 to 810 code for a protein of 269 amino acids. NCBI's taxonomy places the organism in Eukaryota, Metazoa, Arthropoda, Insecta, Orthoptera, Acrididae. The transcript has 4 exons.
AUGGUGGUGGUGGUGGAGGAGGAGGAGGAGGAGGAGGAGAUGCUGCGGAUUCGUGCAGGGCGAGGAGUCGCCGCUGCGCGCGUCCGCCCACCGCCCGGCGGCCCCAGACAGCUGGGCGCCAGCCAGCACGAGUGUCGGCCGCAGCAGCAGCAGCAGCAGCAGCAGCAGGCGCUGCAGCCUGAGCCGCAGCCGGCCUCCAUCCAGCCUCUGCCAGACUGGGCGGCGCCGCGCCCGCCUGCGCGCCCACACCCGCCUCCCGCGCCGCCGGCACGUCCUCUUUCCCGACCCCCGGCUCACACGAAUUUGCUCCGCGGCGGGUUCCAGCCGCGCCUUCCGACUUCGCUGCCGCCCCCAGGGCAGCAGCAGCAGCCGUCGCCGCUACCACACCGACAGCCCGUCCCGUUGAUGCCUCCCGCGCAGCUUCAUCCGGGAGCGCCCCAGGUGGUCGCUCCGGCGCCUGCGGUCCCUCUUCAGUCGCCACCGCCUUCGGAGCUGAUGGACGUCGACCCCUCAGCCGGGCCGCCUUCCCAAGCGGUGGCUGUGCAGCCUGUCCUGCAGCCGCUUUCCUUGGGCACCCCCAAGGAGUCUGACACCGCAGCGCCUUGUCCGGCGCCCACUCAGCAGCCGUCGACGCAGCGUCAGGAGACGCUGCCUCUCUUCGUGGGUCCCGUCGCCCCGUCGCGUCCAGUACCAGAAGCUGCGAAUGCGGCGCCGCCCACAGAGUGUGAGUACCCAGCGCCAUCCCCGUCGUACGCGAAGCGCCAGACGUGCCCCCUGCGGGCGAAACGCUGGCGCCAGCUGGGUUCCUGA